Nerophis ophidion (straightnose pipefish) is the source of this 3619-nucleotide messenger RNA. It is a transcript of the gene lef1, whose product is annotated as lymphoid enhancer-binding factor 1. Gene Ontology annotation, cellular component: beta-catenin-TCF complex. The transcript is spliced from 15 exons. The record is from RefSeq and is a predicted model, not a curated record. Lineage: Eukaryota; Metazoa; Chordata; Actinopteri; Syngnathiformes; Syngnathidae. Bases 1367 to 2545 code for a protein of 392 amino acids. Gene Ontology annotation, molecular function: RNA polymerase II cis-regulatory region sequence-specific DNA binding; DNA-binding transcription factor activity, RNA polymerase II-specific. Gene Ontology annotation, biological process: regulation of transcription by RNA polymerase II; canonical Wnt signaling pathway.
UUAAUAUUUCAUCAUUGAUAUAUAAACUAUCAGACUGUGUGGUUUGGUAGUAGUAGGCCUUUAAGUUAAAAAAAAGUUAAAGUACCAAUGAUUGUCACACACGCACUAGGUGUGGUGAAAUUUGUCCUCUGCAUUUGACCCAUCCCCUUGUUCACCCCCUAGGACAGGGGUCGGCAAUCCAUCCAUCCAUCCAUCUUCUUCCGCUUAUCCGAUGUCAGGUCGCGGUGGCAGCAGCCUAAGCAGGGAAGCCCAGACUUCCUUCUCCCCAGCCACUUCGUCUAGCUCUUCCCGGGGGAUCCCGAGGCGUUCCCUGGCCAGCCAGGAGACAUACUCUUCCCAACGUGUCCUGGGUCUUCCCCGUGGCGUCCUACUGGUUGGACGUGGCCUAAACACCUCCCUAGGGAGGCGUUCGGGUGGCAUCCUGACCAAUGCCCGAACCACCUCAUUUGGCUCCUCUCGAUGUGAAGGAGCAGCGGCUUUACUUUGAGUUCCUCCCGGAUGACAGAGCUUAUCACCCUAUCUCUAAGGGAGAGACCGCCACACGGCGGAGGAAACUCAUUUCGGCCGCUUGUACCCGUGAUCUUAUCCUUUCGGUCAUGACCCAAAGGUGAGGAUGGGAAUGUAGAUCGACCGGUAAAUUGGGAGCUUUGCUUUCCGGCUCAGCGCCUUCUUCACCACAAAGGAUCGACACAGCGUCCUCAUAACUGAAGACGCUGCACCGAUCCGCCUGUCAAUCUCACGAUCCACUCUUCCCUCACUCGUGAACAAGACUCUAAGGUACUUAAACUACUCUACUUGGGGCAAGAUCUCCUCCCCAACCUGCAGAUGGCACUCCACGCUUUCCCGGGCGAGAACCAUGGACUCGGACUUGGAGGUGCUGAUUCUCAUCCCAGUCGCUUCACACUCGGCUGCGAACCCAUCCAGUGAGAGCUGAAGAUCCUGGCCAGUUGAAGACAUCGGGACCACAUCAUCUGCAAAAAGCAGUAACACCUUUUAAUACAGGAAAAUAAAACAUUGUACUUUAAUCAAGUGAUUCUUUAUCGUAGUACUGCCACCAGAGUCGGUUUCAGAAAGAAGACAAGUCUGGAGGAAAAAAGGUUGGCCAUCGACACUGGAGAGCCACCGACAUCUGUGUCUUGUGCAAGCCUACACUCCAAAGGAAUGAUGCCAGUUACAGUGCAGAGUCAUCAAUACUCCCAGAGAGAAGACUGAGAGGGAGAGGCUGGAUCCAAUCAAUAUGCCGUGGCAAGCAGAUGGCGGCCAGGCCAGGGCUGUAAUUUCUACAUCAAGGAGCGGAUGACGAGCAGGUGGAGCGGGAUAAAGCCGAGCGGAGGGAAUUAACCUGUGAGCUCACCUGAGAGGCAGCAUGCCCCAGUUGUCAGGAGGCGGUGGCGGCGGUGGAGGUGCUGGAGACCCGGAGCUGUGCGCCACGGAUGAAAUGAUCCCCUUCAAAGACGAAGGAGACCCGCACAAGGAGCAAAUCUUUGCCGAGCUCAGCAACUCCGAGGAGGAGGGAGACCUGGCAGACAUCAAGUCCUCGCUGGUCAAUGAGUCAGAGGGCAGCCCAAACAGCAACAGUCAUGAUGCGGUGAGACAGUCCCAAGACUCCUAUCAUGAAAAACACAGAGACCAUCCCGAUGACGGGAAGCAUCAGGACAUGUACAACAAAGGCCAUCCGUAUCCCAGCUACUCUAGCUACAUCAUGAUGAGCAACAUGAACGAUUCCUACAUGACCAAUGGCUCCCUCUCGCCGCCCAUGCCCAGAACGAAUAUGCUGUGGGCCAAUAAAAAAACGAGCUGCGGGCCGCAAAUGGCCCCGAGGCAGGACUUUGGACACUCCUGGUUAAGGUCCAACAAAGUACCUGUGGUGCAGCCGUCCCAUGCAGUCCAUCCGCUCACCCCGCUGAUUACAUACAGCGACGAGCACUUCGCUCCAGGUUCCCAUUCCGGCCAUCACCCCCAGGAUGCCAAACAACAAGGAAUGUCAAGGCAUCACCCGGGACCAGACAUGUCCAACUUCUACUCACUGUCUCCUGGAGGAGUCGGACAGAUCACACCGCCGCUGGGAUGGUUCUCCCACCACAUGGUCCCCGGACCGCCAGGUCCUCACGCCACAGGGAUCCCCCACCCAGCCAUUGUCAACCCCCAGGUCAAACACGAACCCCUGCACGAAACGGACAUCAUGCACAUGAAGCCCCCACACGAACAGAGAAAGGAGCAGGAGCCCAAAAGACCGCACAUCAAGAAGCCGCUAAACGCCUUCAUGCUUUACAUGAAAGAGAUGCGCGCCAACGUGGUCGCUGAGUGCACGCUGAAAGAGAGCGCCGCUAUCAAUCAGAUCCUGGGACGGAGGUGGCACGCUUUAUCUCGGGAAGAGCAAGCUAAGUAUUAUGAGUUAGCCCGCAAGGAACGGCAGCUCCACAUGCAGCUCUACCCAGGCUGGUCUGCUCGAGACAACUAUGGAAAGAAGAAGAAGCGGAAGCGGGAGAAGAUGCAGGAGUCUGCCACGGGUACAGGCCAGAGAAUGAAAACGGCGUACAUCUGAGACAAAAAUGGAGGAAAACGUAACAACGUCUCGACAUGCAAAGCCAAGGCAGCAGCUACGGGGCCUCUGCUGGAGAUGGAGGCCUGCUAAGAAUCCCCUAUUAUUAAUAUUAUUAUAAUUACUGGACCCCCCCCCCCCCUCCCCAACACUCGCUGGAAAGGUCAUCCCUUGCACUCCCCCUGCUGGAGAGACACGGAACUGAACACGACAAUCACCAUCAGAGCACGCUCUCACUCACACUCCAUUUAAGUUAUUGUAAGUUAUUUGUCACCUUUUGUGGACUUUGUAAGCACCCCCCCCCCCCCUACUUUCCUCCCACUGGAUUCUUGAGACCAUUUUUGGGGUUGAGAGCGACCAAACACCUCUUGUAAAUUGCACUAAGGAGCAUGGAGGGAUCUCAUCCACGUUUUUUAAGUUGGACCAGUCAAAAGGAUCAAUGUUAUCAUUUUUUGGAAUUUUUUUUUUUAGCCCUUCCUUUUUAAUGUCUUGGCGUGUUUUAUUUUUUUAAAUAAACAACGCAAAAUAUGAUAAGCUUUGGACACAGGAAAGCUAUUUUUUUUUCUCGUCGAAGCAUUGGUUUUUUUUUUUUUAUAACUUUGUAAGAAAAAGGUCAAAUGUAAAAUAAGUGUGUGUUUUUCAGGAUAUUGUCCAUUUCCUUGGUAUUUUUGCAGGCAGCAUUAUGACUACAUGCAGGUGAGGAGUGAGGCCUAUAUUUUAUUGUUGGACAAAACAGACAAAUGAAGCAGAUAUAUAUAUUUACCCCAGCACUUGGCAGUCUGUCUUUUAUUGCAAUGGACCUUUUUGUCUUGAUUUCUUCUUUUGGUAGCAAAUAGUGUGUUCUUUAUUUUGUUUUGUUUUAAACUCUUUUCUCCCCAUGCAAGCAUCUCUGUAAUAAUUUGAUUCUUCAUUUUACUAUCCCUCCAUGAUGAUGAUGAAUUACUCUUGUGUUGAUAUCAUUUCAGGUCACUGUUGUCUUGGGAGUAGCAUUUUGCUUCCCAAGUAGUCAUAUUUAAACUGUUUUCACAUGUUUUUUGUAAGAAAAUAAUAAAAAGGCACCAUUUGCUCAUUUGACAA